UGCUCAUGAAAGUGGAUGUCCCGGUCAGGAAGGAAGUUGCUUAGAAAUUUCGUAUGAGCGGAAAAUAGACGAAGAUUGAAGGAUGGCAACGAUCGAGGGACAUUUACAGAUCAGUUUAGCGUUCAUCCAGCGCAGAGUAGCAAAUCAAUGGCAAUUUUCGGCAAUGUUGCGGUGUGAAGCUAAUUAAGCUGUUUUUUGGACAUCAAUGGAGUCGACCGGCCGUCUAUCAGUUACAGCCACCACUCCAAUUUGGCUGCCAUUAUCUCUGUUCUCAUGUAAAUACGCGCAUUAAAGCAUCAGUCACACCGUUUCACUUCCUAAUUUUGGGCUCGGUGGCCCAGCAGGUAUAAGCAAGCGUCCGUCGAUUCUGCGUAUGUGCUGUGCCAUCUCUCCUGCGAGCUGAGAUAAAUAUGACUUCUCGUGGUUCCUCUUCGUCCGGCAAUGGCCUCUUUCCGCUCACCGUUUCCACGUCCGGCCGGCGACAUGAUAUAGAAUCCGGCAUCUCCUCUACCAAAAGCAUCAACGAGGAGGAGGAAGACGAGCCUGUCUCCGAUCCUUUUGACAUCGAGAAUACCAAAAAUGUCCCUCUCGCGACUCUCAAGCGGUGGAGGCAAGCUGCAUUGGUGCUUAAUGCAUCUCGGAGAUUUCGAUAUACUUUGGACUUAAAAAAAGAGGAAGAUAAAGAACAAAGAAGGAGGAUGAUUAGAGCCCAUGCACAAGUCAUAAGAGCAGCAUUGCUUUUCAAAUUGGCAGGGGAACGACAAACUGUGUCUCCAAUGAUAGGUUCAGCAGCGUCACCUCCAACGCCAACGGGUGACUAUGGUGUUAGUCUAGAAAAUCUUGUUUCAUUGACCCGGGAUCAAAAAUUUUCUUCUCUACAACAAUAUGGAGGGGUUAAAGGCUUGUCAAAUUUACUGAAAACAAAUAUUGAGAAAGGAAUUCUGGGAGAUGAAACUGAUUUAUUGAAAAGAACAAAUGCAUUUGGAUCAAAUACAUAUCCACGUAAAAAAGGGCGGAGUUUCUUGAGAUUUCUUUGGGAAGCUUGGCAAGAUUUAACCCUAGUCAUCUUGAUUGUAGCUGCAGUGGCAUCAUUAAUUUUGGGGAUUAAAACAGAGGGUAUAGAGGAAGGAUGGUAUGAUGGAGGAAGUAUUGCCUUUGCAGUGUUUCUUGUGAUAAUAGUCACAGCCGUCAGUGAUUAUCGACAGUCUCUUCAAUUUCAGAACUUAAAUGAGGAAAAACAGAACAUACAAAUAGAGAUCUUGAGGGACGGUAGAACUUUAAAGGUGUCAAUAUUUGACCUUGUUGUUGGUGAUGUUGUACCUCUUAAAAUCGGAGAUCAGAUCCCUGCUGAUGGAAUAUUGAUCACCGGCCAUUCACUUGCCAUAGAUGAAUCUAGCAUGACAGGCGAAAGCAAGAUUGUUCGAAAAGAUCAGAAGGCACCCUUUUUGAUGUCUGGUUGUAAAGUUGCAGAUGGAGUUGGUACCAUGAUGGUAACUGCCGUUGGAAUCAAUACUGAAUGGGGAUUGUUGAUGGCAAGUAUCUCAGAGGAUACUGGGGAAGAAACUCCCCUGCAGGUGCGGUUGAAUGGAGUUGCAACUUUCAUAGGCAUAGUUGGGCUUGCGGUUGCAGUUUCUGUGCUGGCUGUCCUUUUGGGCAGAUACUUCACGGGAAAUACAAGUGAUGCAAAUGGAAACCCUGAAUUUCAGCGUGGGCAUACGAGUCUAGGUGAUGCUGUAGAUGCAGUUAUUAAAAUCGUUACUGUUGCUGUUACUAUUGUAGUUGUUGCAGUACCCGAAGGACUUCCUUUGGCUGUCACCCUAACAUUAGCAUACUCCAUGAGGAAGAUGAUGGCCGAUAAAGCAUUGGUUCGUAGGCUGUCUGCUUGUGAAACUAUGGGCUCUGCAACAACAAUUUGCAGUGAUAAGACUGGGACGUUGACUUUAAAUCAGAUGACUGUGGUUGAUGCAUGUGUUGGAAAGGAAAAGAUUAAUCCCCCAGAUGAUCCACUACAGUUGCAUUCAUCAGUAUUGUCUCUGUUAUAUGAGGGCGGUGCUCAGAACAGCACCGGCAAUGUUUUUGUGGCUAAGGAUGGGGGAAGUAUAGAGGUAUCUGGAUCUCCCACGGAAAAGGCUAUUUUAUCUUGGGCUGUCAAGCUGGGAAUGAAGUUUGAUGUUGUCAAAUCAGAGUCCAAAGUUCUCCAUGUUUUCCCUUUCAAUUCAGAAAAGAAGCGAGGUGGUGUUGCAAUAAAGCGGGCCAACUCAGAAGUUUACAUACAUUGGAAAGGAGCAGCAGAGAUGGUCUUGUCUUCAUGUACAAAGUAUCUGGAGUUGAAUGGUGAAGUGCACUCGAUUGGAGACAAUGAGGAUUAUUUUAAGGUAGCAAUUAGUGAUAUGGCUGCAAAAAGUUUGCGUUGCGUUGCCAUUGCAUAUAGAUCUUAUGAAUUGGAGAAGGUUCCAAUAGAUGAUGAGCGUUUGGAUCAAUGGGAUUUGCCUGCUGAUGAUCUUGUUCUGCUUGCAAUUGUUGGUAUAAAGGAUCCUUGUCGCCCUGGUGUUAAAGAGGCUGUGGAAGUGUGCACGGCUGCAGGUGUCAAGGUUCGCAUGGUCACUGGAGACAAUCUGCAGACUGCAAAGGCUAUUGCACUAGAGUGUGGAAUACUAACCGCAACUGAAGAUGCUUUUGAGCCAACAGUCAUCGAAGGAAAAGCAUUCCGUGUAUUGUCUGAGAAGGAAAGAGAGCAAGUUGCCAAGAAAAUAACGGUGAUGGGAAGGUCUUCGCCUAAUGACAAGCUCUUGCUUGUUCAAGCACUGCGAAAGGACGGAGAAGUUGUUGCUGUCACUGGAGAUGGGACUAAUGAUGCCCCAGCACUCCACGAGGCAGAUAUCGGUCUUUCUAUGGGCAUUCAGGGCACUGAAGUUGCAAAAGAAAGUUCGGAUAUUGUUAUCUUGGAUGAUAACUUUGCUUCAGUUGUAAAGGUUGUGAGGUGGGGACGUUCUGUGUAUGCAAACAUUCAAAAGUUCAUCCAGUUUCAGCUCACUGUAAAUGUUGCUGCUCUUGUGAUUAAUGUCGUUGCAGCUGUGUCUUCGGGUGAAGUUCCUUUAAAUACCGUGCAGCUUCUCUGGGUUAACCUUAUCAUGGAUACACUUGGUGCACUAGCACUGGCUACUGAACCACCAACAGACCACCUGAUGCAUCGAUCACCAGUUGGGCGAAGGGAGCCCCUCGUAACUAAUAUAAUGUGGAGGAACUUGAUCGUACAGGCUUUGUAUCAAGUUGGUGUACUUCUUGUUGUCAACUUCCAUGGCACUGAUAUUCUCAAAUUGAAUAGUGAGAGCAAGGAGGACGCCUUUGAAGUCAAGAAUACAGUGGUUUUCAAUGCAUUUGUCCUCUGUCAGAUAUUCAACGAAUUUAAUGCUCGAAAACCCGAUGAAAUAAACGUGUUCAGUGGAGUGACCAAAAAUUACCUCUUUAUGAGCAUAGUUGGAACAACAUUCGUGCUUCAGAUUAUCAUCAUCGAAUUUCUUGGAAAGUUUACUUCCACAGUAAAACUCGAUUGGCAGCAAUGGCUUAUCUGCUUAGUCAUCGCCCUUGUCAGUUGGCCACUGGCGAUUGUUGGCAAACUUAUUCCAGUUCCGGACACCCCAUUGGCUAAAUACUUCACAAAGUCAGUUCAAUGAUACAGAAGCUCACGUGCUACUUAAUUUGGGGAUUUCUUUUUUCUUUAAAUAGCAUUAUUUCCAAAGACCACUCAUAAUUUAGUAUCUCUAAAUAAUUCAGGCUAAAAUAUAUUUUUAAUCUAUCCUUGAGCUAUCAUCGUGUUUAGGCCCUCGUAAACCUUUUUACUUGCAGUAAUUUAGUCGUUGUACCUUCAUAAAUCUAAUAAUCAAGUCUGUAAGUUAGAUUUUUCUUAGGAUUUUAAUUGAAACUUCAGAUAUAGUAUGAGCAAAUGAAUGAAGCAAGUCAUAUUGCUUAUAUUUAAAUUAAAGGUGGUUUGAAGUGUUUGCCUAUUCA
Messenger RNA from Momordica charantia (bitter melon), 4008 nucleotides. It is a transcript of the gene ACA9, whose product is annotated as autoinhibited Ca(2+)-ATPase 9. Gene Ontology annotation, cellular component: intracellular membrane-bounded organelle; plasma membrane. The record is from RefSeq and is a predicted model, not a curated record. Gene Ontology annotation, biological process: calcium ion transmembrane transport. Gene Ontology annotation, molecular function: calmodulin binding; P-type calcium transporter activity; ATP hydrolysis activity. Lineage: Eukaryota; Viridiplantae; Streptophyta; Magnoliopsida; Cucurbitales; Cucurbitaceae.